Molecule: messenger RNA, 3874 nt
Organism: Mustela lutreola (European mink)
Lineage: Eukaryota; Metazoa; Chordata; Mammalia; Carnivora; Mustelidae
Gene: HOXC6
Product: homeobox C6
Exons: 2
Coding region: 2297-3004 (235 amino acids)
Biological process (GO): anterior/posterior pattern specification; regulation of transcription by RNA polymerase II
Cellular component (GO): nucleus
Molecular function (GO): DNA-binding transcription factor activity, RNA polymerase II-specific; RNA polymerase II cis-regulatory region sequence-specific DNA binding
Source: RefSeq, a predicted model, not a curated record
UGUGUUACACUGCUACCCUUAGGGCAGAAAUGAGGCUGGGAACUCUGAGAGCGGCUGCUUGUGUCCAGGGGUGCGCUGACUUGUUUCUUAGCUCAGCCCCCUGGGUCUCCCCCCAACCCCCAGUUCUUUCCCGAUCUACCUCUUGCCCUCCAGGGGGCCUGGAGCCCCAGCCAGCUGUUGAAAACCUCUGUCCAGGCAUGCCAUGAAUUGGAGGACAGCUGGAUUCUAGAGCAAAAAGCAAGUCACGCUGGUGUCUGUGUUUAGGUACCUGCCAUGUUACCCCAAACCAGACAGCUCAUCCCCAGAUUUCUUUCUUAAUUUGGAACCCUCCUCUACCCUUUCACUUUUAUCUCCUUGAGCAGAAGAAAGUAUGGUCCAAGAGGGGGAACCUUUAUAGUGAUAGGGGUCUUUCUCCCACCCUUUUAAAUACCAACAAAUUUCCCUCCUUUCUGAAGGAGUGGGGCUGUAUUUUUAAAAACCAACACAAAUUGCCCGGCAGGAAGACUCUUCAAUCCCCCAAAGAAGCUCAUGUAUUAGCUAACAUGUUGUCUCCACCAGCUCCUACACACUGUCUGCUUUUGGGUUCGAAACUUUAUUUUUCCCCCCUAGCGACACUCCAGGGAAACCUUAACGUUACAGAAGAUGAAUAAACGAGUUUUUUCCCAGCGUAGUCCCGUUUAUGGCUUUAUUGCUACCCAUUGAUUACUCCGCUUUGUUACACAGAAGGAAAAGAUCAUAAAAUCCGGCGACAUCCGGGUUCUUGUUAUAGCUAGCCCCCCCCAAAAUUGGUGAAGAAAAAAUAUGAGCUUCCACUGCUCCCUUCGCUAGCCCCACUGCCCCCUCUUUGUCAGCUCAAAGCAUUUUCAGCCUAUAUCACGAUAUCAAAUUAAGUUUGGAUUAAUCAGGAGAAAAACCCCAUCUGCACACCUUCCGCUGUUUCACUUCACCCACUGCAGCUCCCUCAGAAGCCUGGAACUCAGCUGCCUUUUCCUAAUCUUCUCUUCCUUUUUCUCAGCCUCAAGGUGGAGAGAAAAUAGGGGUAGGGGUUGCUGGGAGGCCCCGCUCAGCCAGGUGUGGCUUGUCCUUGAGUGAGAGCUCCCCAGAAGACCUUUGCUGGAAUAUCCCAAGCCUCAGAGCUCAGGUCCAGGGAUGCCUCCUUUGGCAGGGCAGGGCUUCUGACUUGUGCAGGGGCUUGAGCCUGCUAGACGCUAACUGUCCUUCAGAGCUCCACCAGCCUUCUCUUUUUGCCUGGAACCUAUGUGAAUUACCCCACUGGCCCUCGCUGGCUCCAAAUCAUAAAUUCUCACCAACAUAAACAGGAGUUGAUGUGUCUAGAAAGACUCUCAGAGUUCUUUCUUCUUCCUUUCUUUCUUCUUUUUUCUCUCUCUCUCCCACCUUUUACUUCCUUCUUUCUUUUUUCUGUUGUAUUUUUAUAUUUUCCCUUUUAGGGAAAAAUGCUGCAGGAUUUCCCCCCCAAAAGGGUGUUCUGAGAGGCAGAAGGGGGCUGAGAGGAAGAGGAAGCCCAUGCAUGGCCCCGUUCACUUCAGCUCUGCCACCGUGUCCUGAAGUCUCAUACUUACCCCUUUAGACCUCCUUGCUCCCUAUAUCCCCCUUCCACCUAAGACUCUCAGCCACACUUUCCUUCCUCUGAGCACUAUGUUUUAUGCAGUUUCUUCCUACUUUUGAUUUUUUUUAAUUAUCAGGGAAAAAAAUAUUGGUUUAGUGAUGAGGACUCAGUCCAUGGAGGGUCAAACUAGGAUUUCCUGUAGGCUUUCUGGGGAUUCCCCCCUGAGCUGGGCAGUGGGGGUGGGGAAGCUCAUCCCAUAAAGAAAUCAGGAAGUAAUUUUAGAAGGGGGGAGAUAUAAAAGAUGAAAUCAGAUUGAAAAUAGAGGGAUUUCUCCAGACCUGUCUCUGCACAGCACAACAAAGUUAGCUGGGGCUGAGAGAUUUCCUAGCAGGGCAGCUCUUCUUCCCUGGGCCUCAAGGCCCUGCUAAUGCCAAUUCACCCUUCUUCACCUCCAAAUCAGUUCCCUAACAUAUAUAUUUUUAAAAGAAAUCCAAGUCUUACUUUCAAAGCACACACUUAGUCUCAACUAGGGAAUCAACAGAAGCAGAAGCGAUUUUUUUCCCCCUUCUUGACAUCUGGCUUGCGAUUGGCUGGAAGAGGGUCAGCUGACUUUGUCAUUUUGUCUGUCCUGGAUUGGAGCCGUCCCUAUAACCAUCUAGUUCCGAGUACAAACUGGAGACAGAAAUAAAUAUUAAAGAAAUCAUAGCCCGACCAGGUAAAGGCAAAGGGAUGAAUUCCUACUUCACUAACCCUUCCUUAUCCUGCCACCUCGCCGGGGGCCAGGACGUCCUCCCCAACGUCGCCCUCAAUUCCACCGCCUAUGAUCCAGUGAGGCAUUUCUCGACCUAUGGAGCAGCCGUUGCCCAGAACCGGAUCUACUCGACUCCCUUUUAUUCGCCACAGGAGAAUGUCGUGUUCAGUUCCAGCCGGGGGCCGUAUGACUAUGGAUCUAAUUCCUUUUACCAGGAGAAAGACAUGCUCUCAAACUGCAGACAAAACACCUUAGGACAUAACACACAGACCUCAAUCGCUCAGGAUUUUAGUUCUGAGCAGGGCAGGACUGCGCCCCAGGACCAGAAAGCCAGUAUCCAGAUUUACCCCUGGAUGCAGCGAAUGAAUUCGCACAGUGGGGUCGGCUAUGGAGCGGACCGGAGGCGCGGUCGCCAGAUCUACUCGCGGUACCAGACCCUGGAACUGGAGAAGGAAUUCCACUUCAACCGCUACCUAACGCGGCGCCGGCGCAUCGAGAUCGCCAACGCGCUCUGCCUGACCGAGCGACAGAUCAAAAUCUGGUUCCAGAACCGCCGGAUGAAGUGGAAAAAAGAAUCUAAUCUCACGUCCACGCUCUCAGGGGGCGGCGGAGGGGCCGCGGCCGACAGCCUGGCCGGAAAAGAGGAAAAGCGGGAAGAGACAGAAGAGGAGAAGCAGAAAGAGUGACCAGGACUGUCCCUGCCACCCCUCUCUCUCUUUCUCCCUUGCUACUCCCCCAAUUCCCUCCUAAUCACACACUCUAUAUUUAUCACUGGCACAAUUGAUAUGUUUUGACUCCCUAAAACUAAAUUAGGGAGUCAAAUAUGGACCUGAAAGUCAACUCUGGACCCCCUCCCUCACCGCACAAACUCUCUUUCACCACGCGCCUCCUCCUCCUUGCUCCCUCGCUAGUUCGUUCUCGGCUCGUCUGCAGGCCCUUUCCCUUGCCCAGGCCUUGGGGGCUCCGUCCCUGAACCUCGCUUCAGACUCCACAGAUUUCCCUCCAAAUGAGGACUUGGCCUCCCACCCCCUCGGCGCCUCCACCCCCCGCCCCUGCGCAGAGAGCCGGCUCCCGGGCCGGGGCCUCCGCUCCGGGGCCUCAGGGCCCGGCCUGGCAGCCGCGGAGGGCGGGAGGCCCAAGGAGGGCGCGUUGUGGCCCCACAGCAACCCCCAGGGCCUCCCCGCAGCCCCACACCCGGCCCCUCUGCCCCAGCAAAUGCCCAGCCCAGGCAAAUUGUAUUUAAAAAAUCCUGGGGGUCAUUAUGGCAUAUUACAAACUGUGACCGUUUCUGUGUGAAUAUUUUUAGCUGUAUUUGUGGUCUCUGUAUUUAUAUUUAUGUUUAGCACCGUCCGUGUUCCACUCCCAUCUUAAAAGGGGAAAAAAAAAAGAGGGAAAAUUACAAAAAGAGAGAAAAAAAAGUGAAUGACGUUUGUUUAGCCAGUAGGAGAAAAAAAUAUAAAUUUAAAAAUCCCCCCCUUGUGUUACCCUCCUGUAUAAAUCCGACCUCUGGAUCCGUUCUCGAAUAUUUAAUAAAACUGAUAUUAUUUUUAAAAGUU